UUUGGGUAGAUUCAGGAGCAUAACUAUCCAGAUGGGCGACUGGCGGCGAGGUGAGAACUAGCCAGUUUUCCCGCGGAGCCCGCGCACGCCUGAGGGGGGCGCCAAGUCCGGCUUUAUUGCCGUCCCGGGAAGGACCCGCCUCUUCAUCGCCUUCCUCCCAAUGCUCGUGCAGUUCUGUGACCCUGGAAAAUAGAGCCUUUCCUUCCCUCCGCCCCCGGCCCCUCCCCGCCCACCCGCGUCUAAAUCCAACUCGAUUUCUGAGCCCUUGGCUGCAUAGUCCCUGUGGCUGGUGCCAUCCUCUGCCCACCUCGGGAGCCCACAGACCCCGCGUCGAGGCGGUGUAACGCGGCGGGAAACCGCGCGUCCGUCAUUACCCUCGCGAAAUAACCGGCCGGCCCCGGCCUGCGAGCUCUCGGUGCUCUUUUCAAGGGAUAAACUAUUUACGGGUCCUCGGCGGCAUAAGAGGUACCAGACCGAAGGGAAGGGAGGCAGAGUCGUAAGGAAGACUUCCCGCGGAGCAGAGGACCUUGGGCUUGUUCGUUUUGGCGCGUCUGAACUCUUGUUAUAGCAAACAAAUUAAUGGCAGUCCCUGUGCUUAUAAUUGGCAAUGGGGGAAGGGAACACACACUGGCUUGGAAACUUGCUCAGUCUCCUCAUGUCAGCCAGGUGAUAGUUGCCCCAGGAAAUGCAGGAACAGCCAACAAUGGGAAGAUUUCGAAUUCAGCUGUGUCAGUCAAUGAUCAUACUGCCCUCUCUCAGUUCUGCAAAGAACAGAAAAUUGAACUUGUAGUUGUUGGACCAGAGGCUCCUCUUGCUGCUGGAAUUGUUGGGAAUCUAACGUCUGCUGGAGUGAGGUGUUUUGGUCCCACAGCAAAGGCAGCUCAGUUAGAGUCCAGCAAAAAAUUUGCCAAGGAGUUUAUGGACCGACAUGGAAUCCCAACUGCAAAGUGGAAAGCUUUCACCGACCCUGAAGAAGCCUGCAACUUUGUUAUGAGUGCAGAUUUUCCUGCUUUGGUUAUAAAAGCCAGUGGUCUGGCUGCUGGUAAAGGAGUAAUUGUGGCUAGUAGCAAAGAAGAGGCUUGCAAAGCAAUUCAAGACAUAAUGCAGGAUAAAGCUUUUGGAGCAGCUGGUGAUACUGUUGUAAUUGAAGAAGUUCUUGAAGGAGAAGAGGUGUCUUGUUUAUGUUUUACUGACGGUAAGACUGUGGCCCCAAUGCCACCAGCACAGGACCAUAAGCGAUUGCUGGAUGGAGACCAUGGCCCCAAUACAGGAGGAAUGGGAGCUUAUUGUCCAGCACCUCAGGUUCCUAAAGAUCUGUUAUUAAAAAUUAAAAAUACCAUUCUUCAGAGAACAGUAGAUGGCAUGCAGCAAGAAGGUGUUCCAUAUGUAGGAAUAUUGUAUGCUGGUAUAAUGCUUACCAAGGAUGGCCCAAAAGUUCUUGAGUUUAAUUGCAGAUUUGGGGAUCCAGAAUGUCAGGUGAUUCUUCCACUUCUUAAAAGUGAUUUUUAUGAAGUAAUUCAAUCAGUUUUAGAUGGUCAGCUUUCUAAUUCUCUGCCAGUUUGGCUUGAAGAUAGUGCUGCUGUAACUGUUGUCAUGGCAAGUAAAGGUUAUCCUGCAGAUUACACCAAAGGCAUGGAGAUAACAGGAAUUCCUGAGGCUAGAGCUUUAGGCCUGGAGGUGUUCCAAGCAGGCACAUCCCUGAAAGAGAAUAAAGUAGUAACUAAUGGUGGUAGAGUUCUUACAGUAACAGCCAUCCAGAAAGAUCUGAUGUCAGCUCUUCAAGAAGCCAAUAAAGGAAUAACUGUUAUAAAAUUUGAAGGAGCUGUUUAUAGAAAAGACAUUGGCUAUCAAGCUAUCUCUUUCCUAAAACAGUCCAGAGGCUUGACUUAUAAGGAAAGUGGGGUGGAUAUUGCAGCUGGCAAUGAACUGGUUAAGAAAAUUAAGCCUUUAGCUAAAGCCACCUCCAGACCUGGAUGUAAUGUAGACCUUGGAGGAUUUGCUGGUCUCUUUGACUUAAAAGCAGCCGGUUAUAAAGAUCCCCUUCUGGCAUCUGGGACAGAUGGAGUUGGAACCAAGUUAAAGAUUGCCCAACAAUGCAAUAAACAUGAUACCAUUGGUCAAGAUUUGGUUGCAAUGUGUGUCAAUGAUAUUUUGGCUCAAGGAGCAGAGCCUCUGUUUUUCCUUGAUUAUUUUUCCUGUGGAAAACUUGAUGUCAGCACAGCUGAAACUGUCAUUGCUGGUAUAGCAAAAGCAUGUGAAAAAGCAGGAUGUGCUCUUUUGGGUGGUGAGACAGCUGAAAUGCCUGGUGUGUAUCCCCCUGGAGAAUAUGACCUUGCAGGUUUUGCUGUUGGUGCCAUGGAACGAGAUCAAAAGCUCCCUCAACUGGACAGAAUCACUGAGGGGGAUGUUAUCAUUGGAAUAGCCUCUUCUGGAGUCCAUAGUAAUGGAUUCAGCCUUGUAAGGAAGAUUGUAGAAAAUUCUUCCUUCCAGUUCUCCUCUUUAGCACCUGAUGGAUGUGGUAAUCAAACUCUAGGGGAAUUGUUGUUAAAUCCAACCAAAAUCUAUAGCCGAACAUUGUUACCUGUUCUUCGUUCAGGGCAUGUUAAGGCCUUUGCCCAUAUUACUGGAGGUGGACUACUUGAAAACAUCCCUAGAGUUCUUCCUGAGAAAUUCGGGGUGGAUUUGGAUGCUCGAUGCUGGAAGAUCCCUAGGAUAUUCUCAUGGCUUCAGCAUGAGGGACGCCUCUCAGAAGAGGAAAUGGCUAGGACAUUUAAUUGUGGAAUUGGGGCUGUCAUGGUGGUACAAAAAGAUCUGGCUAAGCAAGUUCUGAAGAAUGUACACCAGCAAGAAGAGGAAGCCUGGAUAAUCGGGAAUGUAGUUACUUGUCCUACAGGUUCUUCCCGUGUGAAAGUCAAUCAUCUGAUUCCAACAAUGCAGAUAAAUGGAUCUGUUUCAUUAGUGAAUGAAUCUUUAAAGACUUGCCUCGGCGUACAACCAAAGAGGGUACAAGUGGCUGUUCUAAUAUCUGGGACCGGCACAAAUCUCCAGGCCUUAAUAGAUAGCACUCAGGAAUCAACAAGCUAUGCACAAAUUGUUGUUGUUAUCUCUAACAAAGCUGGAGUGGCAGGGCUAGAGAAAGCAGAAAAUGCUGGUAUUCCUACUAAGGUAAUCGAUCAUAAAUUAUAUAAAAGUCGUUCAGAAUUUGACAGUGAAGUUGACAAUGUCCUUGAAGAGUUCUCCGUUGACUUAGUCUGUCUUGCAGGAUUCAUGAGAAUUUUAUCUGGUCCUUUUGUCCAAAAGUGGAAUGGUAAAAUACUCAACAUCCACCCAUCAUUGCUCCCUUCUUUUAAGGGUUCAAAUGCCCAUGAGCAGGUUCUUGAAGCUGGAGUGAGAAUCACUGGCUGCACAGUACAUUUUGUGGCUGAACAAGUGGAUUCUGGACAAAUUAUUAUUCAAGAGGCUGUCCCAGUAAUGAGAGGUGACACUGUUGCAACUUUAUCAGAAAGAGUGAAAAUAGCAGAGCAUAAAGCAUUUCCCGCCGCUUUACAGAUGGUGGCCAGUGGUGCAGUAAAACUUGGAGAAAAUGGAAAGAUUUGUUGGAGUAAAGAGGAAUGAAACACCAUAAAUUUAGAGUGGAAGAAUUUGGAUUUAUCUGUCUAUCAAGUGUGGUCAUUUGUACCUUCUGUCAUGUAUGCAAAAUACUAGCUAACAGAGGAGAAAUCCUUACACCUCUGCUAAAAAAAAAACCAUUUGUUACUAACAGACCUUCUCAUAAGAUUAAUAUAUCACCCAUACAUACAAAAAUAUUUAUAACUCUUUUUGUGGUUUCAAAGGAUUGGAAAUUGACAGGAUGCCUGUCAGUUGGGGAAUGACUGAACAAGUUGUGCUAUACGAUCAUGAUGGAAUGCUAUUGUGCUAUAAGAAAAGCAGAAUGAUUUCAAAAAAUCCUGGAAAGACUUAUGUGGACUGAUACAAAAUGAAGUGAGCAGAACCAGGAGAACACUGUACACAAUAACAGCAAUAUUGUACAGGUGUGAAUGACUUAAAUAUUCUGAUCCAAAACAAUUCCAAAGGACAUGGGAUGAAAAAUGGCAUCCACUUCCAGAGAAAGAACCAAUGGAGAUUGAAAUUGAAGCAUACUUUUUUACUUUUCUAUUUUUCUUGCUUUUUGGCUUUUGGCUUUUUGGUCUGUGUUUUCUUUUGCAAGAUGGCUAAUGUAGAAAUGUUUUGCAGUAUAUCACACGUAUAAUUGAAGUCAAAUUGCUUGCUUCCUCAAGAGAGGGAGAGAAUUUGGAACUCAAAUUUUUUUAAAUGACUUUAAAAAAAAUUUUUAUUACUUGUAAUUGGGAAAUAUUUAAUGAAAUUAAUAAAAAUAUUUU
Molecule: messenger RNA, 4379 nt
Organism: Trichosurus vulpecula (common brushtail)
Lineage: Eukaryota; Metazoa; Chordata; Mammalia; Diprotodontia; Phalangeridae
Gene: GART
Product: phosphoribosylglycinamide formyltransferase, phosphoribosylglycinamide synthetase, phosphoribosylaminoimidazole synthetase
Exons: 23
Coding region: 580-3615 (1011 amino acids)
Biological process (GO): 'de novo' IMP biosynthetic process; adenine biosynthetic process
Cellular component (GO): cytosol
Molecular function (GO): phosphoribosylamine-glycine ligase activity; phosphoribosylglycinamide formyltransferase activity; ATP binding
Source: RefSeq, a predicted model, not a curated record